AUGAUAUUGUCCUUACGUCACGACGAGACACUACCGUGUUUCUAUACAAGUAAUAGUGAUGAUUUUUGCAGCAUCAAAAGUAAACCAGCUAUUGUUCAUAAAGAUGUUAAGCCAGAUAAUAUUUUAGUUGAUUCAAACUAUACAAGAGAAUUAUGUGAUCUUGGUAUAAGCAAGUUUACAGAAAUGCCUAAUUUACUUAAAACUACAAUUGAUCAUAAUUUUCAAGGAACGCCAUUCUUCAUGGCCCCAGAUAUACUGAUACAAAAUAGAGCAGCUACUACUGCUUCAGAUGUUUGGUCAUUAGUAGGUGUAAUAGUUGAAUUAUAUAGUAAAUCAAAACUUUGGUCUAUAAAAGAUUGCCAAUUUGGUGGAUUACAAGGAUUGAAAUAG
Molecule: messenger RNA, 390 nt
Organism: Chelonus insularis
Lineage: Eukaryota; Metazoa; Arthropoda; Insecta; Hymenoptera; Braconidae
Product: dual specificity protein kinase shkA-like
Exons: 2
Coding region: 1-390 (129 amino acids)
Biological process (GO): signal transduction; protein phosphorylation
Molecular function (GO): protein kinase activity; ATP binding
Source: RefSeq, a predicted model, not a curated record